CCCGUCUGCACACAUCAUUUUCCUGCCGGUGCACGAGUUGUUUCUACGAGUAAUACGUGAUAAAGUCUCCACUUAUCACUGACUCAUGUCAAACGCUCGAAUGGAAUCCUUGCGUGCCACGCCAAAGAAUGCCGCCAAGAGCUGCACAGAAUGUCGGCGACGCAAAGUUCGCUGCGUGCGAAUCCCUGAUGAUGCGCUCGAGUGUCGACAGUGUCAGGAAAGGCGAGUCGUAUGCAUCGCCCAGACCGCGAGUUCUCGCCAGCGUCAGACACAGCGGCUUCCGUCGCGAUUACGGAUCACUCAGCUUGAGGCCCAAGUAUCACAGUUGACCAAGACCCUUGGCAACCUUGAGAGAAAGCUUCGACAUGAUGAAAGCUUGACCCAUAGUAAAGGUAUCGGUGAUCACAACUUCGACACAACGCACUUGGAUGGAGAGGACUCGGAAGGAGAUUCGAGUGCCACGGAUCUUAUUGAUGCAGAGGAGCCUGCCCAUCUACGGUCACUCUUCCAAAACCCCUGGCUUAGUGUCGAUAUGGAUCGACGUACUAGGCAGCAACAAGAACGAAAAGCCAAAGCCUGCGCACAUCUGCUCGAGGUGGCGCGGCCUGCACUCCAGAAAUUGAUCCCUUCGUGGGAGGAAGCAAAAAACAUCACGAUGCAUACUUACGAUUGGCUUCAAUUGCUAGAGUUGAUUCUUCCUCAGCCAUUCGCAGCGAAAUCGCAGUGCGAGCUGAUGGGCAAUUACGUGGAGGUCAGCCAGCCAAAUGUGGACGUCAUUCGCCUGGCUACGUGGCUCUUGGAGGUGGCUAUCACAGCUCUUCAAGUUUCCCAGCGGCCUACCAUUCCCGCGUACGAUAACCGAGUAAUGCAGAAACAGCUAGCGUUCUCGCACGCUGUGUCGGAUGCAGUUGAGACGACAAUCCUUAUUCAUGAUAGGGUAGUAGGUACGCUUGAGGGGCUUGGAAUGGCCCUGCAUUUCGCUCGACUCCAAAUCGGCUACGGUAAUUUCCAGAAAGCUUGGGUUCGACUGCGGCACAUUGUUGCGCUUGCCGAGCUCACGGGGUUACCAAAAACAGUCCAGCUUUUUCGUCUCAAAGGUUCGAGUGCUCAGGCUAGCAAUGACAUUCUGGCCCGGAAAGCACAACUCUGGGAAUCCAUUUGCGGCGUCGAUCGGAUAUUGGGGAUGAUGAUGAACAUACGCCCUGAUACACUCCGGUACCGCCAAACAACCUCUACUGAACUUGUGGUGGACGGGGCUGUUCAGCCACGUGUCUACCUCAGUCAGCUAGCAGGAAUAGCUGCUCGGAUUCAUGAGCUUGAAGAUAUGAACGUGACGCACGAACCAGACAUAAAACCAAGCACGUUAGCCUUAGAGAUUGCCAGAGAAGCGGGAGAGCUUGCAUCCCGAACACCAGCAUCGUGGUGGGUGCACAACAAAAUUGAGAACCUGCGAGCGGAUCACAUCAUACAGCUGGUUCAUCACUACGUGGUCAUGAGAGCGCAUCUCCCGCUAGCUCUGCGACAGGAUUGCGGUACGGAAUAUUUGUACAACCGGCUCGCUUGUAUGGACGAGUCAACAUCCGUCGUAGAGCGCUAUCUGUUUGUCCGCCGAAGGCUGCAUUCUGGAAUUUUCAUAUCUCGUAUCUUAGACUUGCAGGCCUUCACAGCGACGGUGAUCCUGCUCCUCAUGUCACACAGCUGGCCUUGCAUGAAAAGGUACAGCAUUCAGAUUGACAGAGGUCAGCUUCAGACUACCGUGUCUCAGGUCAUCGAGCUCCUGCGAGAGAAGUCGAAGGAUAAAGCUAGUACUGACUUCGCCGAACAUGGGAUGCAUACCUUGUGCGCUCUCAAAGAGCUGUUGAGUAGAGAAGACCUCGGGGCUGGUAGUCAAGAGCUGACACUAAACGCUCCUUUGCUUGGAAAGAUUCAUAUUCGCCGAAAUAUGGCUUCUGCUUGUCCUGAAGCCAAUGUUCAGUCCUUUCGAGAGAUGUCUGCUAGCCCUUCAUCAUCGGGGUCGCAAGCACAGGCGUUCCCAUCUGGACAAGAGCAAACCCCUACCUACGCAGAAACUCACGUCUAUGACAACAUGCCGUUGGCUACUGACUGGCAUUGGACCAAUUUAUCCUGGGUUGUUGAAGAGAGUGCAACCAACAAUCUGUUCGAGGAUCCUCUACCGCUCGUGAAUUUUGAUCAGGCCACACUAGGGUCGGAUUUACUCUGACAUGGCCUAACAUCUCGGAGCCUUGAGCGCGAGUCUACAGUGGAAGACGACUGCGCCGAAAUGCUAACAACAAGAUUCAAGCAAAG
This is a messenger RNA of Aspergillus saccharolyticus JOP 1030-1, 2307 nucleotides long. Its product is annotated as transcription factor domain-containing protein. The transcript is spliced from 3 exons. Lineage: Eukaryota; Fungi; Ascomycota; Eurotiomycetes; Eurotiales; Aspergillaceae. Gene Ontology annotation, molecular function: zinc ion binding; DNA-binding transcription factor activity, RNA polymerase II-specific. Bases 86 to 2221 code for a protein of 711 amino acids. The record is from RefSeq and is a predicted model, not a curated record. Gene Ontology annotation, biological process: regulation of DNA-templated transcription.